Tetrapisispora phaffii CBS 4417 is the source of this 798-nucleotide messenger RNA. RefSeq names its product Nfu1p (gene NFU1). The record is from RefSeq and is a predicted model, not a curated record. The coding region runs from base 1 to 798 and encodes 265 amino acids. The transcript has a single exon. NCBI's taxonomy places the organism in Eukaryota, Fungi, Ascomycota, Saccharomycetes, Saccharomycetales, Saccharomycetaceae. Gene Ontology annotation, cellular component: mitochondrion. Gene Ontology annotation, biological process: iron-sulfur cluster assembly. Gene Ontology annotation, molecular function: iron ion binding; iron-sulfur cluster binding.
AUGUUGAGACUAUUAAGUAAGAAAAUUGUUGGGAGUUCGGUUAAAAAGGUACCAGUAAUUGGAAUGAGUCGUAGAUGGUUGCAACUUAUGACUGUUAGUACACCGAAUGAGAAUUCAUUGAAAUAUGUUACUGCUACGGGUGAGUUAUUCCAACCUCGUGGGUCUCCAAGUGUCGAGAUCAAGAAUACAGAUGAUGAAUUAAUCAAACAUUCUAAAACAUUGACGGAAUUGUUUCUGAAAUGCCCUGGGGUUGAGUCCCUGAUGAUAGGUGAUGAUUUCUUGACUGUUAACAAAGAUGAACAAGUACAUUGGGCAACUGUGUCGCCAUCGGUUACUGAAAUAUUGACCAAUCAUUUUGCAAGUGGGUCAGAUAUUGUGGAUGAGGAGUUCUUGAAGUUAUUAGAACAAACUGAACGUGAGAAGCACAAGGAUGUUGGGUAUGACAUCAAACUUCCUGAAUUUGAAAUGACAGAAGAUGAGCAAGAGAUAAGUGAAAUGAUACAUGAACUAAUACAAACAAGAAUUAGACCUGCCAUCAUGGAUGAUGGAGGUGACAUUGUAUACAGAGGCUUCGAUCCCAAAACAGGAAAAGUAUAUGUCAAGUUGCAAGGUGCCUGUAAGUCGUGUUCGUCAAGUGAGGACACCUUGAAACAUGGUAUUGAAUCCAUGAUGAAACAUUACGUUGAGGAAGUGACAGAAGUGGUUCAAAUCCUCGAUCCAGAAGAACAAAUCGCAUUGAAGGAAUUCGACAAACUAGAACAAAAAUUACAGUCUAAUAUGCGAACACAUAACACUUAA